This is a messenger RNA of Limanda limanda (common dab), 17214 nucleotides long. RefSeq lists its product as uncharacterized. Lineage: Eukaryota; Metazoa; Chordata; Actinopteri; Pleuronectiformes; Pleuronectidae. The transcript has a single exon. The coding region runs from base 151 to 16737 and encodes 5528 amino acids. The record is from RefSeq and is a predicted model, not a curated record.
GACAAGGAGGGUCUGAUAAAAGUACUGUCAGACAUUGUCAUCCAGAAAGAGGACUGUGAAAAUCUAUGGAAACAAAAGGUUAGGGCCGAACAACUACAUCUUGACAAACAGAAGACAGAGUUGAAAGAGGAGAGAGAAGAUCUGGAAACAAUGAAUGAGACAAUGAACAAUUAUAAACUGGACAUGGAGCUGAUGAGGUCUGACAUCCAGAAACAAACUGACCUAUUACAAAAGAAUAAACAUUAUUUCACAGAUGAAAGGGAGAACUUGGAAAUGACAAACACAGAGUUACAAAAGAAGAUAAAACAUGCAGACAACCUGUUUGAUGACAUUAACAGAGAGAAAAGCAACAUUAAAGAUCUGACUCUUCAGGUUCACACACAGAGAAAGAAGCUUCAGAAUGUGACGAACAUGAUCGCCUUGAAGCAAAGAGAGCAAGGAGUAAAGGAUGGUGACAUCAGGAGACAAAUUCAAGAACUACAAACCCAGAAGAAUAGUGUUUUGGCAGAAAGAGAAGAACUGGAUGUUUUGAGGAUGGAUCUCAAAAAUAAGAAUCUUGAGGUUGAAGCUGAAAUGAAAACCAUCAGUCAAGAGAAAGAAGACUUUAUUCAGAUGAAGGUUGAAGUACAAAAAGAGAGCAAACUGCUUUUGAUUGAAAAGGAAAGAAUGGUAGGACAAUGGUCUGACUUGAAAAAGAGAGAAAACAAGCAAAUGGAUAAAAUGAAAUCCAUUGAAUCCCUGAGAAUAAGACUUCAAGAGCUCGACGCCAGGAUGAGUCAAAACAUGAACCACAAAAUGAUCAGAUUGGAACAAAACAAGGAAGACAUCCUGAAACUGGUCAGUAUUCUAGAGGAAAAGCAAGAGGCUCUGGAUGUACAUAAAAUCAAUAUGAAGAGUUGCACUGAGAUGCUCGUGAGAGAAAGAGAAGGAUUGAAGAGUCUGAUGUCAGAAAUUGUCAUCCUAAGACAAUUCAUGGAAAAUCAACUGAAGCCAGAGACUUUGUCGGAAAAGAAAGAGCUCUUGAAACUAAAAGCAGAACUGGAUCAGAAGAGAGAAGAUCUGGAAAGACUGUCUGAGAAGAUGGACCAAGAAAAACUGGUCUUGAAUCUGAUCAGAUCUGAAAACCAGAAGCAAUGUGACCUAUUACAACAAGAUGCGCAAGAUAUAAAAGAGGAAAAAGAAAAAUUGAAACUCACAAAGACUGAACUAAAACAGAAGAGGGAACAUGUCGACAGUCUGUUGGAUGACAUAAGCCGAGAGAAAAGCAACAUUAAAGAUCUGACCCUUCAGCUUCAGUCACAAAGAAACACAUUUGAAAAUGUCAUUGACAAGGUCAUGUUAAAACAACAAGAACAAGAGCUCCACGAUGACACCAUCAGGAGACUGAAACUAGAACUGGAAAACAGAGAGAACAGUGUACUAACAGAAAGACAAGAACUGGAAGUUGGGAGGAAAAAUAUCGACAAGACAAAAGAAGAAGUUGAAGCUACUAUGAACAACAUCAGUGGUGAGAGAGAACGCCUCAGUCAGCUAAAGACUGACAUCAUCAGAGAGAGAGAAAUGUUUUUGAAUGAAAAGUACAAACUGGAAAGAGGAAGGUCUGAGCUGAAAAUAAGAGAACAUCAAGUAAUCAAUAAAAUGAAAGUUGUAGAAACUGUGAAAGUAAAACUCCAACAGCUAAAUGAAAGAAUUAGUGAUGAAAUCAAAGUGAAAAUGCAAAGUUUGGAACAAAAUAAUGAAGAUGUACUUAUACUGUGCACUGCACUGGGAGAAAGGUUCACUGAAAUUGAAGGACUGAAAGAAGACAUGGCUUGUUACACUGAGCUGAUGGGCAGAGACAAGGAGGGUCUGAUAAAAGUACUGUCAGACAUUGUCAUCCAGAAAGAGGACUGUGAAAAUCUAUGGAAACAAAAGGUUAGGGCCGAACAACUACAUCUUGACAAACAGAAGACAGAGUUGAAAGAGGAGAGAGAAGAUCUGGAAACAAUGAAUGAGACAAUGAACAAUUAUAAACUGGACAUGGAGCUGAUGAGGUCUGACAUCCAGAAACAAACUGACCUAUUACAAAAGAAUAAACAUUAUUUCACAGAUGAAAGGGAGAACUUGGAAAUGACAAACACAGAGUUACAAAAGAAGAUAAAACAUGCAGACAACCUGUUUGAUGACAUUAACAGAGAGAAAAGCAACAUUAAAGAUCUGACUCUUCAGGUUCACACACAGAGAAAGAAGCUUCAGAAUGUGACGAACAUGAUCGCCUUGAAGCAAAGAGAGCAAGGAGUAAAGGAUGGUGACAUCAGGAGACAAAUUCAAGAACUACAAACCCAGAAGAAUAGUGUUUUGGCAGAAAGAGAAGAACUGGAUGUUUUGAGGAUGGAUCUCAAAAAUAAGAAUCUUGAGGUUGAAGCUGAAAUGAAAACCAUCAGUCAAGAGAAAGAAGACUUUAUUCAGAUGAAGGUUGAAGUAGAAAAAGAGAGCAAACUGCUUUUGAUUGAAAAGGAAAGAAUGGUAGGACAAUGGUCUGACUUGAAAAAGAGAGAAAACAAGCAAAUGGAUAAAAUGAAAUCCAUUGAAUUCCUGAGAAUAAGACUUCAAGAGCUCGACGCCAGGAUGAGUCAAAACAUGAACCACAAAAUGAUCAGAUUGGAACAAAACAAGGAAGACAUCCUGAAACUGGUCAGUAUUCUAGAGGAAAAGCAAGAGGCUCUGGAUGUACAUAAAAUCAAUAUGAAGAGUUGCACUGAGAUGCUCGUGAGAGAAAGAGAAGGAUUGAAGAGUCUGAUGUCAGAAAUUGUCAUCCUAAGACAAUUCAUGGAAAAUCAACUGAAGCCAGAGACUUUGUCGGAAAAGAAAGAGCUCUUGAAACUAAAAGCAGAACUGGAUCAGAAGAGAGAAGAUCUGGAAAGACUGUCUGAGAAGAUGGACCAAGAAAAACUGGUCUUGAAUCUGAUCAGAUCUGAAAACCAGAAGCAAUGUGACCUAUUACAACAAGAUGCGCAAGAUAUAAAAGAGGAAAAAGAAAAAUUGAAACUCACAAAGACUGAACUACAACAGAAGAGGGAACAUGUCGACAGUCUGUUGGAUGACAUAAGCCGAGAGAAAAGCAACAUUAAAGAUCUGACCCUUCAGCUUCAGUCACAAAGAAACACAUUUGAAAAUGUCAUUGACAAGGUCAUGUUAAAACAACAAGAACAAGAGCUCCACGAUGACACCAUCAGGAGACUGAAACUAGAACUGGAAAACAGAGAGAACAGUGUACUAACAGAAAGACAAGAACUGGAAGUUGGGAGGAAAAAUAUCGACAAGACAAAAGAAGAAGUUGAAGCUACUAUGAACAACAUCAGUGGUGAGAGAGAACGCCUCAGUCAGCUAAAGACUGACAUCAUCAGAGAGAGAGAAAUGUUUUUGAAUGAAAAGUACAAACUGGAAAGAGGAAGGUCUGAGCUGAAAAUAAGAGAACAUCAAGUAAUCAAUAAAAUGAAAGUUGUAGAAACUGUGAAAGUAAAACUCCAACAGCUAAAUGAAAGAAUUAGUGAUGAAAUCAAAGUGAAAAUGCAAAGUUUGGAACAAAAUAAUGAAGAUGUACUUAUACUGUGCACUGCACUGGGAGAAAGGUUCACUGAAAUUGAAGGACUGAAAGAAGACAUGGCUUGUUACACUGAGCUGAUGGGCAGAGACAAGGAGGGUCUGAUAAAAGUACUGUCAGACAUUGUCAUCCAGAAAGAGGACUGUGAAAAUCUAUGGAAACAAAAGGUUAGGGCCGAACAACUACAUCUUGACAAACAGAAGACAGAGUUGAAAGAGGAGAGAGAAGAUCUGGAAACAAUGAAUGAGACAAUGAACAAUUAUAAACUGGACAUGGAGCUGAUGAGGUCUGACAUCCAGAAACAAACCUACCUAUUACAAAAGAAUAAACAUUAUUUCACAGAUGAAAGGGAGAACUUGGAAAUGACAAACACAGAGUUACAAAAGAAGAUAAAACAUGCAGACAACCUGUUUGAUGACAUUAACAGAGAGAAAAGCAACAUUAAAGAUCUGACUCUUCAGGUUCACACACAGAGAAAGAAGCUUCAGAAUGUGACGAACAUGAUCGCCUUGAAGCAAAGAGAGCAAGGAGUAAAGGAUGGUGACAUCAGGAGACAAAUUCAAGAACUACAAACCCAGAAGAACAGUGUUUUGGCAGAAAGAUCAGAACUGGAUGUUUUGAGGAUGGAUCUCAAAAAUAAGAAUCUUGAGGUUGAAGCUGAAAUGAAAACCAUCAGUCAAGAGAAAGAAGACUUUAUUCAGAUGAAGGUUGAAGUAGAAAAAGAGAGCGAACUGCUUUUGAUUGAAAAGGAAAGAAUGGAAGGACAAUGGUCUGACUUGAAAAAGAGAGAAAACAAGCAAAUGGAUAAAAUGAAAUCCAUUGAAUCCCUGAGAAUAAGACUUCAAGAGCUCGAUGCCAGGAUGAGUCAAAACAUGAACCACAAAAUGAUCAGAUUGGAACAAAACAAGGAAGACAUCCUGAAACUGGUCAGUAUUCUAGAGGAAAAGCAAGAGGCUCUGGAUGUACAUAAAAUCAAUAUGAAGAGAUGCACUGAGAUGCUCGUGAGAGAAAGAGAAGGAUUGAAGAGUCUGAUGUCAGAAAUUGUCAUCCUAAGACAAUUCAUGGAAAAUCAACUGAAGCCAGAGACUUUGUCGGAAAAGAAAGAGCUCUUGAAACUAAAAGCAGAACUGGAUCAGAAGAGAGAAGAUCUGGAAAGACUGUCUGAGAAGAUGGACCAAGAAAAACUGGUCUUGAAUCUGAUCAGAUCUGAAAACCAGAAGCAAUGUGACUUAUUACAACAAGAUGCGCAAGAUAUAAAAGACGAAAAAGAAAAAUUGAAACUCACAAAGACUGAACUACAAGAGAAGAGGGAACAUGUCGACAGUCUGUUGGAUGACAUAAGCCGAGAGAAAAGCAACAUUAAAGAUCUGACCCUUCAGCUUCAGUCACAAAGAAACACAUUUGAAAAUGUCAUUGACAAGGUCAUGUUAAAAGAACAAGAACAAGAGCUCCACGAUGACACCAUCAGGAGACUGAAACUAGAACUGGAAAACAGAGAGAACAGUGUACUAACAGAAAGACAAGAACUGGAAGUUGGGAGGAAAAAUAUCGACAAGACAAAAGAAGAAGUUGAAGCUACUAUGAACAACAUCAGUGGUAUGAGAGAACGCCUCAGUCAGCUAAAGACUGACAUCGUCAGAGAGAGAGAAAUGUUUUUGAAUGAAAAGUACAAACUGGAAAGAGAAAGGUCUGAGCUGAAAAUAAGAGAACAUAAGGUCAUCAAUAAAAUGAAAGUUGUAGAAACUGUGAAAGUAAAACUCCAACAGCUAAAUGAAAGAAUUAGUGAUGAAAUCAAAGUGAAAAUGCAAAGUUUGCAACAAAAUAAUGAAGAUGUACUUAUACUGUACACUGCACUGGGAGAAAGGUUCACUGAAAUUGAAGGACUGAAAGAAGACAUGGCUUGUUACACUGAGCUGAUGGGCAGAGACAAGGAGGGUCUGAUAAAAGUACUGUCAGACAUUGUCAUCCAGAAAGAGGACUGUGAAAAUCUAUGGAAACAAAAGGUUAGGGCCGAACAACUACAUCUUGACAAACAGAAGACAGAGUUGAAAGAGGAGAGAGAAGAUCUGGAAACAAUGAAUGAGACAAUGAACAAUUAUAAACUGGACAUGGAGCUGAUGAGGUCUGACAUCCAGAAACAAACUGACCUAUUACAAAAGAAUAAACAUUAUUUCACAGAUGAAAGGGAGAACUUGGAAAUGACAAACACAGAGUUACAAAAGAAGAUAAAACAUGCAGACAACCUGUUUGAUGACAUUAACAGAGAGAAAAGCAACAUUAAAGAUCUGACUCUUCAGGUUCACACACAGAGAAAGAAGCUUCAGAAUGUGACGAACAUGAUCGCCUUGAAACAAAGAGAGCAAGUAGUAAAGGAAGGUGACAUCAGGAGACAAAUUCAAGAACUACAAACCCAGAAGAACAGUGUUUUGGCAGAAAGAGAAGAACUGGAUGUUUUGAGGAUGGAUCUCAAAAAUAAGAAUCUUGAGGUUGAAGCUGAAAUGAAAACCAUCAGUCAAGAGAAAGAAGACUUUAUUCAGAUGAAGGUUGAAGUAGAAAAAGAGAGCGAACUGCUUUUGAUUGAAAAGGAAAGAAUGGAAGGACAAUGGUCUGACUUGAAAAAGAGAGAAAACAAGCAAAUGGAUAAAAUGAAAUCCAUUGAAUCCCUGAGAAUAAGACUUCAAGAGCUCGAUGCCAGGAUGAGUCAAAACAUGAACCACAAAAUGAUCAGAUUGGAACAAAACAAGGAAGACAUCCUGAAACUGGUCAGUAUUCUAGAGGAAAAGCAAGAGGCUCUGGAUGUACAUAAAAUCAAUAUGAAGAGUUGCACUGAGAUGCUCGUGAGAGAAAGAGAAGGAUUGAAGAGUCUGAUGUCAGAAAUUGUCAUCCUAAGACAAUUCAUGGAAAAUCAACUGAAGCCAGAGACUUUGUCGGAAAAGAAAGAGCUCUUGAAACUAAAAGCAGAACUGGAUCAGAAGAGAGAAGAUCUGGAAAGACUGUCUGAGAAGAUGGACCAAGAAAAACUGGUCUUGAAUCUGAUCAGAUCUGAAAACCAGAAGCAAUGUGACCUAUUACAACAAGAUGCGCAAGAUAUAAAAGAGGAAAAAGAAACAUUGAAACUCACAAAGACUGAACUAAAACAGAAGAGGGAACAUGUCGACAGUCUGUUGGAUGACAUAAGCCGAGAGAAAAGCAACAUUAAAGAUCUGACCCUUCAGCUUCAGUCACAAAGAAACACAUUUGAAAAUGUCAUUGACAAGGUCAUGUUAAAACAACAAGAACAAGAGCUCCACGAUGACACCAUCAGGAGACUGAAACUAGAACUGGAAAACAGAGAGAACAGUGUACUAACAGAAAGACAAGAACUGGAAGUUGGGAGGAAAAAUAUCGACAAGACAAAAGAAGAAGUUGAAGCUACUAUGAACAACAUCAGUGGUGAGAGAGAACGCCUCAGUCAGCUAAAGACUGACAUCAUCAGAGAGAGAGAAAUGUUUUUGAAUGAAAAGUACAAACUGGAAAGAGAAAGGUCUGAGCUGAAAAUAAGAGAACAUCAAGUCAUCAAUAAAAUGAAAGUUGUAGAAACUGUGAAAGUAAAACUCCAACAGCUAAAUGAAAGAAUUAGUGAUGAAAUCAAAGUGAAAAUGCAAAGUUUGCAACAAAAUAAUGAAGAUGUACUUAUACUGUACACUGCACUGGGAGAAAGGUUCACUGAAAUUGAAGGACUGAAAGAAGACAUGGCUUGUUACACUGAGCUAAUGGGCAGAGACAAGGAGGGUCUGAUAAAAGUACUGUCAGACAUUGUCAUCCAGAAAGAGGACUGUGAAAAUCUAUGGAAACAAAAGGUUAGGGCCGAACAACUACAUCUUGACAAACAGAAGACAGAGUUGAAAGAGGAGAGAGAAGAUCUGGAAACAAUGAAUGAGACAAUUAACAAUUAUAAACUGGACAUGGAGCUGAUGAGGUCUGACAUCCAGAAACAAACUGACCUAUUACAAAAGAAUAAACAUUAUUUCACAGAUGAAAGGGAGAACUUGGAAAUGACAAACACAGAGUUACAAAAGAAGAUAAAACAUGCAGACAACCUGUUUGAUGACAUUAACAGAGAGAAAAGCAACAUUAAAGAUCUGACUCUUCAGGUUCACACACAGAGAAAGAAGCUUCAGAAUGUGACGAACAUGAUCGCCUUGAAGCAAAGAGAGCAAGGAGUAAAGGAUGGUGACAUCAGGAGACAAAUUCCAGAACUACAAACCCAGAAGAACAGUGUUUUGGCAGAAAGAGAAGAACUGGAUGUUUUGAAGAUGGAUCUCAAAAAUAAGAAUCUUGAGGUUGAAGCUGAAAUGAAAACCAUCAGUCAAGAGAAAGAAGACUUUAUUCAGAUGAAGGUUGAAGUAGAAAAAGAGAGCGAACUGCUUUUGAUUGAAAAGGAAAGAAUGGAAGGACAAUGGUCUGACUUGAAAAAGAGAGAAAACAAGCAAAUGGAUAAAAUGAAAUCCAUUGAAUCCCUGAGAAUAAGACUUCAAGAGCUCGAUGCCAGGAUGAGUCAAAACAUGAACCACAAAAUGAUCAGAUUGGAACAAAACAAGGAAGACAUCCUGAAACUGGUCAGUAUUCUAGAGGAAAAGCAAGAGGCUCUGGAUGUACAUAAAAUCAAUAUGAAGAGUUGCACUGAGAUGCUCGUGAGAGAAAGAGAAGGAUUGAAGAGUCUGAUGUCAGAAAUUGUCAUCCUAAGACAAUUCAUGGAAAAUCAACUGAAGCCAGAGACUUUGUCGGAAAAGAAAGAGCUCUUGAAACUAAAAGCAGAACUGGAUCAGAAGAGAGAAGAUCUGGAAAGACUGUCUGAGAAGAUGGACCAAGAAAAACUGGUCUUGAAUCUGAUCAGAUCUGAAAACCAGAAGCAAUGUGACCUAUUACAACAAGAUGCGCAAGAUAUAAAAGAGGAAAAAGAAAAAUUGAAACUCACAAAGACUGAACUAAAACAGAAGAGGGAACAUGUCGACAGUCUGUUGGAUGACAUAAGCCGAGAGAAAAGCAACAUUAAAGAUCUGACCCUUCAGCUUCAGUCACAAAGAAACACAUUUGAAAAUGUCAUUGACAAGGUCAUGUUAAAAGAACAAGAACAAGAGCUCCACGAUGACACCAUCAGGAGACUGAAACUAGAGCUGGAAAACAGAGAGAACAGUGUAUUAACAGAAAGACAAGAACUGGAAGUUGGAAGGAAAAAUAUCGACAAGACAAAAGAAGAAGUUGAAGCUACUAUGAACAACAUCAGUGGUGAGAGAGAACGCCUCAGUCAGCUAAAGACUGACAUCAUCAGAGAGAGAGAAAUGUUUUUGAAUGAAAAGUACAAACUGGAAAGAGAAAGGUCUGAGCUGAAAAUAAGAGAACAUCAAGUCAUCAAUAAAAUGAAAGUUGUAGAAACUGUGAAAGUAAAACUCCAACAGCUAAAUGAAAGAAUUAGUGAUGAAAUCAAAGUGAAAAUGCAAAGUUUGCAACAAAAUAAUGAAGAUGUACUUAUACUGUACACUGCACUGGGAGAAAGGUUCACUGAAAUUGAAGGACUGAAAGAAGACAUGGCUUGUUACACUGAGCUGAUGGGCAGAGACAAGGAGGGUCUGAUAAAAGUACUGUCAGACAUUGUCAUCCAGAAAGAGGACUGUGAAAAUCUAUGGAAACAAAAGGUUAGGGCCGAACAACUACAUCUUGACAAACAGAAGACAGAGUUGAAAGAGGAGAGAGAAGAUCUGGAAACAAUGAAUGAGACAAUGAACAAUUAUAAACUGGACAUGGAGCUGAUGAGGUCUGACAUCCAGAAACAAACUGACCUAUUACAAAAGAAUAAACAUUAUUUCACAGAUGAAAGGGAGAACUUGGAAAUGACAAACACAGAGUUACAAAAGAAGAUAAAACAUGCAGACAACCUGUUUGAUGACAUUAACAGAGAGAAAAGCAACAUUAAAGAUCUGACUCUUCAGGUUCACACACAGAGAAAGAAGCUUCAGAAUGUGACGAACAUGAUCGCCUUGAAGCAAAGAGAGCAAGGAGUAAAGGAUGGUGACAUCAGGAGACAAAUUCAAGAACUACAAACCCAGAAGAACAGUGUUUUGGCAGAAAGAGAAGAACUGGAUGUUUUGAGGAUGGAUCUCAAAAAUAAGAAUCUUGAGGUUGAAGCUGAAAUGAAAACCAUCAGUCAAGAGAAAGAAGACUUUAUUCAGAUGAAGGUUGAAGUAGAAAAAGAGAGCGAACUGCUUUUGAUUGAAAAGGAAAGAAUGGAAGGACAAUGGUCUGACUUGAAAAAGAGAGAAAACAAGCAAAUGGAUAAAAUGAAAUCCAUUGAAUCCCUGAGAAUAAGACUUCAAGAGCUCGACGCCAGGAUGAGUCAAAACAUGAACCACAAAAUGAUCAGAUUGGAACAAAACAAGGAAGACAUCCUGAAACUGGUCAGUAUUCUAGAGGAAAAGCAAGAGGCUCUGGAUGUACAUAAAAUCAAUAUGAAGAGUUGCACUGAGAUGCUCGUGAGAGAAAGAGAAGGAUUGAAGAGCCUGAUGUCAGAAAUUGUCAUCCUAAGACAAUUCAUGGAAAAUCAACUGAAGCCAGAGACUUUGUCGGAAAAGAAAGAGCUCUUGAAACUAAAAGCAGAACUGGAUCAGAAGAGAGAAGAUCUGGAAAGACUGUCUGAGAAGAUGGACCAAGAAAAACUGGUCUUGAAUCUGAUCAGAUCUGAAAACCAGAAGCAAUGUGACCUAUUACAACAAGAUGCGCAAGAUAUAAAAGAGGAAAAAGAAAAAUUGAAACUCACAAAGACUGAACUAAAACAGAAGAGGGAACAUGUCGACAGUCUGUUGGAUGACAUAAGCCGAGAGAAAAGCAACAUUAAAGAUCUGACCCUUCAGCUUCAGUCACAAAGAAACACAUUUGAAAAUGUCAUUGACAAGGUCAUGUUAAAACAACAAGAACAAGAGCUCCACGAUGACACCAUCAGGAGACUGAAACUAGAACUGGAAAACAGAGAGAACAGUGUAUUAACAGAAAGACAAGAACUGGAAGUUGGAAGGAAAAAUAUCGACAAGACAAAAGAAGAAGUUGAAGCUACUAUGAACAACAUCAGUGGUGAGAGAGAACGCCUCAGUCAGCUAAAGACUGACAUCAUCAGAGAGAGAGAAAUGUUUUUGAAUGAAAAGUACAAACUGGAAAGAGAAAGGUCUGAGCUGAAAAUAAGAGAACAUCAAGUCAUCAAUAAAAUGAAAGUUGUAGAAACUGUGAAAGUAAAACUCCAACAGCUAAAUGAAAGAAUUAGUGAUGAAAUCAAAGUGAAAAUGCAAAGUUUGCAACAAAAUAAUGAAGAUGUACUUAUACUGUACACUGCACUGGGAGAAAGGUUCACUGAAAUUGAAGGACUGAAAGAAGACAUGGCUUGUUACACUGAGCUGAUGGGCAGAGACAAGGAGGGUCUGAUAAAAGUACUGUCAGACAUUGUCAUCCAGAAAGAGGACUGUGAAAAUCUAUGGAAACAAAAGGUUAGGGCCGAACAACUACAUCUUGACAAACAGAAGACAGAGUUGAAAGAGGAGAGAGAAGAUCUGGAAACAAUGAAUGAGACAAUGAACAAUUAUAAACUGGACAUGGAGCUGAUGAGGUCUGACAUCCAGAAACAAACUGACCUAUUACAAAAGAAUAAACAUUAUUUCACAGAUGAAAGGGAGAACUUGGAAAUGACAAACACAGAGUUACAAAAGAAGAUAAAACAUGCAGACAACCUGUUUGAUGACAUUAACAGAGAGAAAAGCAACAUUAAAGAUCUGACUCUUCAGGUUCACACACAGAGAAAGAAGCUUCAGAAUGUGACGAACAUGAUCGCCUUGAAGCAAAGAGAGCAAGGAGUAAAGGAUGGUGACAUCAGGAGACAAAUUCAAGAACUACAAACCCAGAAGAACAGUGUUUUGGCAGAAAGAGAAGAACUGGAUGUUUUGAGGAUGGAUCUCAAAAAUAAGAAUCUUGAGGUUGAAGCUGAAAUGAAAACCAUCAGUCAAGAGAAAGAAGACUUUAUUCAGAUGAAGGUUGAAGUAGAAAAAGAGAGCGAACUGCUUUUGAUUGAAAAGGAAAGAAUGGAAGGACAAUGGUCUGACUUGAAAAAGAGAGAAAACAAGCAAAUGGAUAAAAUGAAAUCCAUUGAAUCCCUGAGAAUAAGACUUCAAGAGCUCGACGCCAGGAUGAGUCAAAACAUGAACCACAAAAUGAUCAGAUUGGAACAAAACAAGGAAGACAUCCUGAAACUGGUCAGUAUUCUAGAGGAAAAGCAAGAGGCUCUGGAUGUACAUAAAAUCAAUAUGAAGAGUUGCACUGAGAUGCUCGUCAGAGAAAGAGAAGGAUUGAAGAGCCUGAUGUCAGAAAUUGUCAUCCUAAGACAAUUCAUGGAAAAUCAACUGAAGCCAGAGACUUUGUCGGAAAAGAAAGAGCUCUUGAAACUAAAAGCAGAACUGGAUCAGAAGAGAGAAGAUCUGGAAAGACUGUCUGAGAAGAUGGACCAAGAAAAACUGGUCUUGAAUCUGAUCAGAUCUGAAAACCAGAAGCAAUGUGACCUAUUACAACAAGAUGCGCAAGAUAUAAAAGAGGAAAAAGAAAAAUUGAAACUCACAAAGACUGAACUAAAACAGAAGAGGGAACAUGUCGACAGUCUGUUGGAUGACAUAAGCCGAGAGAAAAGCAACAUUAAAGAUCUGACCCUUCAGCUUCAGUCACAAAGAAACACAUUUGAAAAUGUCAUUGACAAGGUCAUGUUAAAAGAACAAGAACAAGAGCUCCACGAUGACACCAUCAGGAGACUGAAACUAGAACUGGAAAACAGAGAGAACAGUGUACUAACAGAAAGACAAGAACUGGAAGUUGGGAGGAAAAAUAUCGACAAGACAAAAGAUGAAGUUGAAGCUACUAUGAACAACAUCAGUGGUGAGAGAGAACGCCUCAGUCAGCUAAAGACUGACAUCAUCAGAGAGAGAGAAAUGUUUUUGAAUGAAAAGUACAAACUGGAAAGAGAAAGGCCUGAGCUGAAAAUAAGAGAACAUCAAGUCAUCAAUAAAAUGAAAGUUGUAGAAACUGUGAAAGUAAAACUCCAACAGCUAAAUGAAAGAAUUAGUGAUGAAAUCAAAGUGAAAAUGCAAAGUUUGGAACAAAAUAAUGAAGAUGUACUUAUACUGUGCACUGCACUGGGAGAAAGGUUCACUGAAAUUGAAGGACUGAAAGAAGACAUGGCUUGUUACACUGAGCUGAUGGGCAGAGACAAGGAGGGUCUGAUAAAAGUACUGUCAGACAUUGUCAUCCAGAAAGAGGACUGUGAAAAUCUAUGGAAACAAAAGGUUAGGGCCGAACAACUACAUCUUGACAAACAGAAGACAGAGUUGAAAGAGGAGAGAGAAGAUCUGGAAACAAUGAAUGAGACAAUGAACAAUUAUAAACUGGACAUGGAGCUGAUGAGGUCUGACAUCCAGAAACAAACUGACCUAUUACAAAAGAAUAAACAUUAUUUCACAGAUGAAAGGGAGAACUUGGAAAUGACAAACACAGAGUUACAAAAGAAGAUAAAACAUGCAGACAACCUGUUUGAUGACAUUAACAGAGAGAAAAGCAACAUUAAAGAUCUGACUCUUCAGGUUCACACACAGAGAAAGAAGCUUCAGAAUGUGACGAACAUGAUCGCCUUGAAGCAAAGAGAGCAAGGAGUAAAGGAUGGUGACAUCAGGAGACAAAUUCAAGAACUACAAACCCAGAAGAACAGUGUUUUGGCAGAAAGAGAAGAACUGGAUGUUUUGAGGAUGGAUCUCAAAAAUAAGAAUCUUGAGGUUGAAGCUGAAAUGAAAACCAUCAGUCAAGAGAAAGAAGACUUUAUUCAGAUGAAGGUUGAAGUAGAAAAAGAGAGCGAACUGCUUUUGAUUGAAAAGGAAAGAAUGGAAGGACAAUGGUCUGACUUGAAAAAGAGAGAAAACAAGCAAAUGGAUAAAAUGAAAUCCAUUGAAUCCCUGAGAAUAAGACUUCAAGAGCUCGACGCCAGGAUGAGUCAAAACAUGAACCACAAAAUGAUCAGAUUGGAACAAAACAAGGAAGACAUCCUGAAACUGGUCAGUAUUCUAGAGGAAAAGCAAGAGGCUCUGGAUGUACAUAAAAUCAAUAUGAAGAGUUGCACUGAGAUGCUCGUGAGAGAAAGAGAAGGAUUGAAGAGUCUGAUGUCAGAAAUUGUCAUCCUAAGACAAUUCAUGGAAAAUCAACUGAAGCCAGAGACUUUGUCGGAAAAGAAAGAGCUCUUGAAACUAAAAGCAGAACUGGAUCAGAAGAGAGAAGAUCUGGAAAGACUGUCUGAGAAGAUGGACCAAGAAAAACUGGUCUUGAAUCUGAUCAGAUCUGAAAACCAGAAGCAAUGUGACCUAUUACAACAAGAUGCGCAAGAUAUAAAAGAGGAAAAAGAAAAAUUGAAACUCACAAAGACUGAACUAAAACAGAAGAGGGAACAUGUCGACAGUCUGUUGGAUGACAUAAGCCGAGAGAAAAGCAACAUUAAAGAUCUGACCCUUCAGCUUCAGUCACAAAGAAACACAUUUGAAAAUGUCAUUGACAAGGUCAUGUUAAAACAACAAGAACAAGAGCUCCACGAUGACACCAUCAGGAGACUGAAACUAGAACUGGAAAACAGAGAGAACAGUGUACUAACAGAAAGACAAGAACUGGAAGUUGGGAGGAAAAAUAUCGACAAGACAAAAGAAGAAGUUGAAGCUACUAUGAACAACAUCAGUGGUGAGAGAGAACGCCUCAGUCAGCUAAAGACUGACAUCAUCAGAGAGAGAGAAAUGUUUUUGAAUGAAAAGUACAAACUGGAAAGAGAAAGGUCUGAGCUGAAAAUAAGAGAACAUCAAGUCAUCAAUAAAAUGAAAGUUGUAGAAACUGUGAAAGUAAAACUCCAACAGCUAAAUGAAAGAAUUAGUGAUGAAAUCAAAGUGAAAAUGCAAAGUUUGCAACAAAAUAAUGAAGAUGUACUUAUACUGUACACUGCACUGGGAGAAAGGUUCACUGAAAUUGAAGGACUGAAAGAAGACAUGGCUUGUUACACUGAGCUGAUGGGCAGAGACAAGGAGGGUCUGAUAAAAGUACUGUCAGACAUUGUCAUCCAGAAAGAGGACUGUGAAAAUCUAUGGAAACAAAAGGUUAGGGCCGAACAACUACAUCUUGACAAACAGAAGACAGAGUUGAAAGAGGAGAGAGAAGAUCUGGAAACAAUGAAUGAGACAAUGAACAAUUAUAAACUGGACAUGGAACUGAUGAGGUCUGACAUCCAGAAACAAACUGACCUAUUACAAAAGAAUAAACAUUAUUUCACAGAUGAAAGGGAGAACUUGGAAAUGACAAACACAGAGUUACAAAAGAAGAUAAAACAUGCAGACAACCUGUUUGAUGACAUUAACAGAGAGAAAAGCAACAUUAAAGAUCUGACUCUUCAGGUUCACACACAGAGAAAGAAGCUUCAGAAUGUGACGAACAUGAUCGCCUUGAAGCAAAGAGAGCAAGGAGUAAAGGAUGGUGACAUCAGGAGACAAAUUCAAGAACUACAAACCCAGAAGAACAGUGUUUUGGCAGAAAGAGAAGAACUGGAUGUUUUGAGGAUGGAUCUCAAAAAUAAGAAUCUUGAGGUUGAAACUGAAAUGAAAACCAUCAGUCAAGAGAAAGAAGACUUUAUUCAGAUGAAGGUUGAAGUAGAAAAAGAGAGCGAGCUGCUUUUGAUUGAAAAGGAAAGAAUGGAAGGACAAUGGUCUGACUUGAAAAAGAGAGAAAACAAGCAAAUGGAUAAAAUGAAAUCCAUUGAAUCCCUGAGAAUAAGACUUCAAGAGCUCGAUGCCAGGAUGAGUCAAAAAAUGAACCACAAAAUGAUCAGAUUGGAACAAAACAAGGAAGACAUCCUGAAACUGGUCAGUAUUCUAGAGGAAAAGCAAGAGGCUCUGGAUGUACAUACAAUCAAUAUGAAGAGUUGCACUGAGAUGCUCGUGAGAGAAAGAGAAGGAUUGAAGAGUCUGAUGUCAGAAAUUGUCAUCCUAAGACAAUUCAUGGAAAAUCGACUGAAGUCGGAAGAGAAUGAUCUCUUGAAACUAAAAGCAGAACUGGAUCAGAAGAGAGAAGCUCUGGAAAGACUGUCUAAGAAGAUGGACCAAGAAAAACUGGUUUUGAAUCUAACAAGAUCUGAACUCGAUAAACAUAAUAAUAUAACAUCUGGUUUUUAUGGUUUGAUACAAAGAGAGAUAAAACAUGUUGUGACAGUAACCUUUGACAAGGCGGUUCAAACUGAGGCCAUACCAAAAGAAUCACUGCAAGAGCAUGAUUUCAAGAAACAGGAUUUGAAUAAACAUAGAGAGUUUGAAUAUGACUCUGACCUGCACCCAGAUGUCAUGAUCAAGACUGAAGAAUUUAAACAUCAGUGGAAGUUCCCAGGUGAUAGAUCUGACCUUGAACGAGAAAGGAAACACUUGGCAACCAAGAGAAAAUGUCUGCUCAUGGUUACGGAAGAAAUGGAAAAUGAACAGAAACAGAAGCUUGCAACAUUGUCCGAGUUUGAAACACAGCAAAAUCAUUGUACUGAGAAAAUGUCAAAAAGUGAUUGUUUGCAAAAGAUCUGGAAGAGCACUACAAUACAACGUAAGGAGAUUGAUAAUAUGAAAUCCAGGGGUCAUGAAAUAAGAAAUAAUCUGGAGAAAAGACUAAAGGUGAUCAAUCAGUUUGUUAAAAUAACAUGUUCACAAAAAGAUUGGGAGCUACAGGAUAAGUCAAAACUGGGAGAAAGACUAAGUAAGAACAGAACAUCUGAAAAGGACGGGGCGAGAGACAGCAAAAUACUUAAUGAAAAAUAUUCAGAGCUCAAACAACUUAAGUUUCGGAUGCUGAGCAAAAUUGAGAAACUCCACGUCAAAGAAACAGAGAAUAGGACACAGAAGACUUGUGAUAAAGCUAAUCAAACAUUACAGUUGGAUAUAACCAUGGGAAAUGAAGGUUCUAGCAAAACACAUCAAGAGCCAAUGGUGCAAACAGAAGCCUCUUCAGAAACAUCCAGUGGACUCCUCAGUCAGCUCCGGCAUUACUGCUGUCACUACUGCCCCUGUUGUGCCUGCUGUACGCAAGGGAGCACAUAGGAGAGAUGAGAGACAGGUUCAUGUCUCUGCAGUUGUGAAUUUGAAUGUUUUAAUGUUCUGGCAGGAAUAUAAAGUACUUUUCAACACGUUUUGCACUUACAUACAAAGAUAACACCUGGUGAUUUUGAAACAGCUUGUGUUUUAGCUGAUUGGGCCUGAAUCACAGUGCCAGGCAAGAGUUCGGAUGGGACAGUCUAGAUACCUGAAAACUGAAAAUGAAUUAUGUUUGGUUUCCAAAUUCAUAUUAGCUUAAGUGAAAUAUUGUAUGGCUUUUACACCAUAUUUCUUUGUAUUUCUUUGUAUGUUUGUCUUACAUAGCAGAAUAAGAUUUAGAAGUGUUAUAAGAAUGCUUUGAAGUAUAAUGUAUUAGAUGUAAGAAUACUAAUAAUAAUCAUUUUAAAUACUUGAGAACUGCCUCUGUCAAGUAACAUUUUAUUCGUUGUUGUUGCUUGUUUGUAUUUCUUGCUCUUCCUUUAA